Molecule: messenger RNA, 860 nt
Organism: Phyllopteryx taeniolatus (common seadragon)
Lineage: Eukaryota; Metazoa; Chordata; Actinopteri; Syngnathiformes; Syngnathidae
Product: interleukin-8-like
Exons: 4
Coding region: 183-482 (99 amino acids)
Biological process (GO): neutrophil chemotaxis; cellular response to lipopolysaccharide; antimicrobial humoral immune response mediated by antimicrobial peptide
Cellular component (GO): extracellular region
Molecular function (GO): chemokine activity; CXCR chemokine receptor binding
Source: RefSeq, a predicted model, not a curated record
CUCCUCUUCGGCACUACAUUCGAACAGCAGAGAGCUCAAAAGCGACUGAGAAAAGUAGUGAGACGGAAGGACGGCAAGUCAACAAACCGCAUUGUCACUUCUUCAGCGAGCUUUUUGAACGGCAACUUCUUCUUUUUAAAAAAAAAAAAGUUUGAUCCAUUGUAGAAUUUGAGAAGGACAAAAUGAUGAGCAAAGUGAUCCUCAGUGCUUUGGUGGUCCUAAUGGCUUCUGUGGCCAUCAGUGAAGGAAUGGCUCUGAGAAGCUUGGGAGUGGAGCUGCACUGCCGCUGCAUCCAGACGGAGAGCAGACCCAUCGGCCGCCACAUCGAGAAGGUGGAGCUGAUUCCCGCCAACUCCCACUGCGAGGAGACCGAGAUCAUUGCUACACUUAAAAAGACCGGCCAGGAGGUGUGCCUCGACCCCCAUGCUCGCUGGGUGACGAGAGUCAUUGAGAGGAUCAUUGAGAACAGCAAAAGACGCUGAGCGGCCGUGCAAAGGGGGACGAAUUCUCCACGAGCUGCUUUCACAAAAACUUGAACAAGUACCCAAAAGUGUUCAUUUGAUCAAGGACUCGCCUUCUUUGAAAACAGAGGAGAACAGCUUACUUGAAAACUGUAUGAAGCUGUCGACAGGCAAAAUUGUUUGUAUCAAACGUUAUUUAUUUUCCAGUACGCACUUGUUUGAUCAUUCACGCUGUCUGCCUUUUCACUCCAGCUGAGCGGCUAUCAACUGUUACUAUUGUUAUUGCUUUAACUUAUGCUCAAUAUAUUUAUUGUAUUUAUGAAGUUUUUAUCCAUCUGAAUGCAAUUGUUGUAUUUUUUUCCCCAACACCUUGUCAAUGAAUAAAACAAUGAAGUCAAA